Molecule: messenger RNA, 1417 nt
Organism: Camponotus floridanus (Florida carpenter ant)
Lineage: Eukaryota; Metazoa; Arthropoda; Insecta; Hymenoptera; Formicidae
Gene: Hacd2
Product: very-long-chain (3R)-3-hydroxyacyl-CoA dehydratase
Exons: 6
Coding region: 289-1395 (368 amino acids)
Biological process (GO): very long-chain fatty acid biosynthetic process; fatty acid elongation; sphingolipid biosynthetic process
Cellular component (GO): endoplasmic reticulum membrane
Molecular function (GO): 3-hydroxyacyl-CoA dehydratase activity
Source: RefSeq, a predicted model, not a curated record
UAAUGAUUAUUUUGUGUGCACAUAUACAGUAUGCAAUCGUGCAUAAUUACUAUUGACAGUAAUUGUAUUACAUACUACGCGCCUGCGUAAACAACUUUUGGAAUUAUCAUAAAAUAUUACGCAUGCGUAAACGAUAAAAGAUUACCUUAAUCAUAAAUUAAAGAGAAUGACUUGUGGAAAAUGUUACGCGUACAUUAUCGCGAAUAACGUAAAUGUUUAGAAUUUGUAAAAAAAGAAAGAGUAAUAAAUUGAUAGUAACACUUGUCUCGAUCAAAUUGCUUUGAUAAAAUGUCUAACACACUCACACCGUUUGUAUACUGGGCUCAAACAGAGAAUCAAAUCACAUUAAAAGUAGACUUAACUGAUGUAAAGGAUUUUAAUGUUGAUCUAAAGGAAACUACAUUGCAAGUUACAGCUUAUGGCCAGGGAGCUAGAGGUUUAAAUAAUUACAGUUUUAACUUGAAUCUUCAUUCACCUAUUGAUCCAAAUGAAAGUAGUUACAAAGUAAUUGAUCGUCAAGUAGACUUUAUCUUGAAAAAGAAAUCUAGUAGUUGGUGGCCAAGAUUAACAAGUCAACCGCAAAAGCCUUCAUGGCUUAAGAUUGAUUUUGAUAAAUGGAAAAGCGAGGAUAUGGAUGACAAUGAUGAUGAAAAGCGUGAUAUUUGUAAUGAUUAUCCUGACAUGUAUGAUAAAUUGCACAAAGAAGAAUUUGGCUAUAGAAAAGAGGAUCUUACUAAGGUGUAUCUAGUGAUAUAUAAUCUCUGUCAAUUUGUUGGCUUUAUUUAUAUAUUUGCUAUAAUGUGUAUAAGAUACUCACGAGAUGGGCCAGAUUUCAUGAAAGAAACAUUUGCAGCUGUUGGCAAUCCACUCAAGUUUAUACAACUUUUACAAUUUUUGGAGGUAAUGCAUCCUCUAUUUGGAUAUACAAAAAGUAGCGUACUUGUGUCUUUCUUACAAGUUGGAGGUAGGGGAUUUGUAUUGUUUCUCAUGAUUGAUGCCGAACCUCGAAUGCAAGUUAAGCCAGUCGUUUUCUAUCUAUUCCUAAUAUGGAGUACAAUAGAGAUAGUUAGAUAUCCAUACUACAUUACACAGUUAUUGAAUAUUGAGAUAUCCUUUUUAACAUGGUUAAGAUAUACUAUAUGGAUACCAUUAUAUCCAUUAGGUUUUGUAUGCGAGGGUAUCGUAAUAUUACGAAAUAUUCCAUAUUUUGAGGAAACUCAGAAAUUCACAGUUUCCUUACCAAAUACUUAUAAUUUUGCUCUUCACUUCCCGUCUGUCAUGAGACUUUAUUUACUUCUAUUGCUCUUGCCUGGAAUAUAUACAUUAAUGUCUCGUAUGAGUCAAUUACGCUCUAGAAAACUUGGAAAAUCUACUAUUAAAAGAAAAUAUAAAUGAUUUGUGUAAAUAACUUUAAGCU